AUGGUCCGAAGACGAGCCUCAGCCCCAUCGGCUUUAAUGCUCCAACCAGCAACAGUCCCGCUGGUCAGAGGCCAGCCGAAAUUCGUUUUGCCCUCACCACCCUCCGAAUACGCUAUCAUCCAUCUGGCCGACCAUCGCAAGCUGUCCGAUAACUACCAUAAGCACAAGCUCGAACCAUUGAAGGAAUUGCCCCGCUUAAAAGACUUCAAGGUGGCCUACAUCAAAUGCGAUACCUCCUCAACACCCUCGCGGUCACUUAUCAGCGCCUAG
This is a messenger RNA of Puccinia triticina, 270 nucleotides long. RefSeq lists its product as uncharacterized. The record is from RefSeq and is a predicted model, not a curated record. The transcript has a single exon. The coding region runs from base 1 to 270 and encodes 89 amino acids. Lineage: Eukaryota; Fungi; Basidiomycota; Pucciniomycetes; Pucciniales; Pucciniaceae.